Sorghum bicolor (sorghum) is the source of this 3132-nucleotide messenger RNA. RefSeq names its product protein NBR1 homolog. Gene Ontology annotation, molecular function: protein binding; zinc ion binding. The record is from RefSeq and is a predicted model, not a curated record. NCBI's taxonomy places the organism in Eukaryota, Viridiplantae, Streptophyta, Magnoliopsida, Poales, Poaceae. The transcript is spliced from 7 exons. The coding region runs from base 221 to 2770 and encodes 849 amino acids.
UGCCCGCAUCGACACUCGACACGCACCGCCCCCGCCACCACCACAAGCUGCGGCUCACGGCUACGCAGCCCGCUCUCCCGCGACUCCCCCGUCCCCUCCUCCUCCUCUCCUUCCUACUAGCACCUAGAGUUUCGCCCGAAUCGAUCGCCGACUGACUCCGCUAGGGUUCGGCCCGAUCGCCACUUCGUCCUCCCGGCUCCCGCGGGGACCCGUCGCCGCGAUGUCUGACCGGAGCUCGUCGGCUGGGCCGACGUUUUUCCCCUUUGGCCCGCAGGCCGAGGCGUGGGACGUCACCUUCAAGGUCAAAUAUGGUGAUACUCUCAAAAGGUUUUAUGGUUGUGCCAAUGGGAAUCAUUUUGACAUGAAUUUGUCUGCUCUGCGGGCAAAGAUAGCUACUGCCUUUAAGUUUGGUUCUGAUGCUGACUUCAUUCUGACUUACACUGAUGAGGAUGGGGAUAUUGUCAUGCUAGAUGAUGAUGAUGACUUGCGUGAUGCAGCUCUGCGUCAGAAAUUAAACCCUCUGAGGAUUACUGUUCAACUGAAGAAAAAUCAACCAACUGAUAAAAAAGAUGUCUCUGCACCUGUGAAACCCAUUACUCAGGAUUCACUAUCCCAGAUAAUGUCAGCUAUUGAAUUUUUGAAGCCUGUCCAGGAAGAUAGUCUUGCUCAUAUAAAAUCAGCUAUUGGUGAAGCAAUCAAGUCUGUCCCAGAGCCAAUACCUGAUGCCCUUGCAAAACUUUCUCAUGAAAUACUUGAUGCAGCACCACCACCAUUAGCUGAGUUGAUGAAACCUUUUGCACAAUUGAUGGCACCAAACAAUAAUGGCAAUGGGCCAUCUGAUGUGCAUGCUGAGGGGUCAUCUACCUCUUCCAGUGGUGUGACACAGACACCGGCGCCGGCACCGGCACCGGUGCCGGCCGAAGCUAAAAAUGAGCCCAAAGUUACGCCAAGUUUGGGUCUUAGGGCUGUGUUCAAGGAGGCUGCUUCUCCUGUUCCUAAUGCUGGAGCUUCUCAAGUUCAACAGCCAUCAAUGUACCCAUCUGUUGAGGAGUUGCUGUUCCCCCGUAAUUCAGUAGACAAACCUGUCUGCAAAGGGAAGACUGAUGCUCAAAGUAAGGGAAAAUCUGUUAUGUCCUCACUUACCCAACCUGCCCCUUACUCUCUACCUACUCAUGCCCCACCUCCGCCGCCUCCAUGCAUUUCAGAAUGGUCCCGACCACGAAGAAGUUUACAACACCCAUGGCAAUAUGAAGACAAUGCAAAAGCCACUAGUGAUUCUAGAUGGCGCAUUCCAAUGUACAAAAUGCCCUAUGCACCACCUCCUCCAGCAGUGCCACCUCCAGGCUAUGGACCUUCUCCACAUUUUCCUUAUCCAGGCCGCCUCUUGUCUUCGGGACAUCCAUACGGAGAUCUUGCUGGUAACAUGGAAAACUCAGCACAACGUAGUCUGCAUAGAUGGAUUCAGUGUGAUGGUUGUGGAGUGCAACCAAUUGUUGGUCCGCGUUAUAAAUCUAAUGUGAAGGAAGACUAUGAUUUAUGUGAUUCCUGUUUCCAACGCAUGGGAAAUGAAAUGGAGUACACCAAAAUAGACAAACCUAUUUCACCCCACAAGUUUCUCAGAGAUCCUCAUGCGACCCGAAAGGUGCACCACACACGGGUUCUAAUGAAGUCAAAACGGGAGAAACUUGAAAGUCGCUUCAUUUUGGAUGUAACUGUCCUUGAUGGGACACUGAUGACACCUUCUACCUCGUUCACUAAGAUUUGGCGCAUGCAUAACAAUGGGUCUGUUGUGUGGCCACUUGGCACACAGCUUAUCUGGGUUGGUGGAGAUCAGUUUGCAUUGCAGUCAUCUGUUCCGUUAGAGAUUCCUGUGGAUGGCUUUCCUGUGGACAAAGAGAUUGAUGUUGCUGUUGAUUUUGUGGCACCUAGAAGGCCAGGGAGAUACAUAUCAUACUGGAGGUUGGCUUCACCUUCUGGUCAGAAAUUUGGUCAGCGAGUUUGGGUUCAUAUCCAGGUGGAAGACCCUUCUUUUGUUAAUGACAAUAACAGGAGUGCUGCUAUUAAUCUGAACCUGCCUCCAGAGAGCAAUAGUGCAAACACAACCAAUUUAAUUGAUGUGAACAUUGAGCCUGUUGACUCAGCCCUUACUGCCAAACGCACAAAAGAGUUCCAUUUCUGUUCAACUGAUGUUUCUGGGCCCAAGAAAUCUCUGCCUGCCACGUUGGUUGCUACCUCUUCGUCUGCAGCAGCUCCUGCAAACCCAACCGGUGAUGUUCCCAUGUCCAGUGCACCUGCUGCUGCUUUUGUGCCCUCUGUUAAUGUGCCUAUGCCUGAAGUUGUAACUCAUACACCAUCACCUGCUAUGCCCGUGCUGCCUACAACUAUACCUAUGUCAGCUCCAGUAUCUGCGCCUGCAAUUGCCCCUGUGUCUGCAUCUGGGGCUGUGCCUGCGCCUCCACCUGUUAGUGCCGUGGUUCCUGAGCUGUCCGACCUAGAUGUUCACAAUGAGGAGAAGUUGCUGAGGGAGCUGGAGGAAAUGGGCUUUAGGCAGAUCGAUCUCAACAAAGAAAUCCUUAGGCAGAACAAUUACAACCUGGAGCAGUCUGUUGAUGACCUAUGUGGCGUCAAUGAAUGGGAUCCACUCCUUGCAGAGUUGGAAGAGAUGGGAUUUGAUGACACAGAGGUGAACAAGGAGCUGCUUGCGAAGAACGGAGGAAGCAUCAAGCGAGCUGUGAUGGACCUGAUUGCCAGGGAGAAAAAGGACAAGUGAAGAUCGUGUGCCAGUGUGCGCUGUGUGCACAUAGCUAUCUAGACCUAGUAUAUAUGGGUAAAUAAUGAGACGGCUGUGCCAUUGUGGUGCAGCCCUAGUGCGUCUCAGAGCUUGCUUAUGGUGAACUGUUCGUGCUUGCGUGUGGUGUCGAUGAACUCUAGUAUGUGCGCGUGUGCCUCAGCAUUUCUUUAUGUGUCUGUCGUGCGUGCGGUGUCGAUGAACUCUAGUAUGUGCGCUCGUGCGCCUCAGUAGUAAACCUUGGCAUGCCCCAGGUAUACUGCUUCUGCUUGUAUGAUAUGAUGCGUGGACCAAUGUUUGAUGCUUGUGCUCUCGCCCUUAUAAUGUAUUCCCUUCAUUCCAAA